This is a messenger RNA of Pneumocystis jirovecii RU7, 645 nucleotides long. RefSeq names its product Arf family GTPase SAR1. NCBI's taxonomy places the organism in Eukaryota, Fungi, Ascomycota, Pneumocystomycetes, Pneumocystales, Pneumocystaceae. Bases 1 to 645 code for a protein of 214 amino acids. Gene Ontology annotation, biological process: membrane organization; intracellular protein transport; endoplasmic reticulum to Golgi vesicle-mediated transport. Gene Ontology annotation, cellular component: COPII vesicle coat; endoplasmic reticulum exit site. The transcript is spliced from 4 exons. The record is from RefSeq and is a predicted model, not a curated record. Gene Ontology annotation, molecular function: GTPase activity; GTP binding.
AUGUUCAUUAUCCAUUGGUUUUGUGACAUUUUAGCGAGUCUUGGGCUGAUGAACAAGCAUGCAAAGCUUUUGUUUCUGGGACUCGACAAUGCAGGAAAAACAACACUUCUUCACAUGCUUAAAGUAAGUAUCCAGGCGUACAGAGACACUGAAGCACAAUUGAAAAGAAAAAGAUUCAGAAAUUCUUUAAAAAUAAGAGUUGAUCGAUUGGUGCUAUUUCAACCAACGUUGCAUCCAACAAGUGAGGAGUUAGCAAUUGGGAAUUGUCGGUUUACAACGUUUGAUUUGGGUGGUCAUCAGCAAGCACGCCGAUUAUGGCGAGAUUAUUUCCCGGAUGUAAAUGGAAUUGUCUUUCUUGUUGAUUCAGCGGAUGUUGAUCGACUUUGCGAGUCGAAAUUAGAGCUUGAUGCAUUACUGUCAAUGGAAGAGCUCUCUAAAGUUCCGUUUCUUGUACUCGGAAAUAAAAUUGAUGCACCGGGAGCAAUUUCAGAAGAGGAAUUGCGUGGGUUUCUUGGACUUUAUCAAACAACAGGAAAGGGAAAGACAAUAUGCGAAAAUGUGCGUCCUAUUGAAGUCUUUAUGUGUUCGGUGGUUAUGCGACAAGGUUACGGAGAAGGAUUUCGAUGGCUCAGCCAAUACGUUUAA